CUGCCCGCCCUGAGUACUGUAUGUAUUUUAGGCGUGAAUCUCUGGUUUUUGAAGUAGAUUCAAUUUUUAUAAAUUAAUUUUAAAUUUAUUCAAGUGUGUUUUAGCAUUCCCAAAACGAGAUAUUAUAGGGAAUAGGUUUACUAUAAAUUAUGGCAGGAAAAAGGUCUGCAACAUCUGAUCUUAAUGCUGAUAAUUGGAAUCAAGAGGAUGAACUAGAAGAAGCUGGCACAUUUCAAAAAGCGUCAGAGGAAGUGUUGAACCGACGUAUUGUCAGAACAGCAAAACGACGUCUUGGAGGGUCAACAGACGAUACAACAAAAAGUGCAUUUGGUUCAUUUACAGGCUUCAAAAGUACUUCUACUGCAACAAAUACUUCUUCACCUUUCAGUUUCUUAUCAAAAACAAAUUCAGAUAGUGGUAUAGCUAGUUCGUCAAGUUCGAGCUUCAUCCCUAAUAAGACUCCAACAACAAAUGGAUCAACAAAGAUUGCAGAAAACGGAAUAGGCAUGUCUUCAACUUCAACAUCCUCUAGCCCCUUAUUGUCAAAAGACACAAAAUCAGUAUCUACUGAAAGUAGUUCUCCUAAAAGGCCUCCAGAAUAUUAUGCAAAGUUGAAAGGACUCAAUCAAAGUGUUGCAAAAUGGAUAAAAACUCAUGUGGAUGCAAAUCCAGUAUGCAUAUUAACACCAAUAUUUCGUGAUUAUGAAAAGUAUUUGAAAGACAUUGAAGCAAAACAUGGUAAGGAACUUGAAAGCACAAAACUGGUAGACAAGUCUGAAGGGAAAUUAGAGUUCAAGUCGAAUGAAACAACUCAGUUGAUAAGUCAAACUGAGAAAAAGCCAGAAAGUUUCAUUUUUGGCAGUUCCAAUCCAAAACCUACCACUGAAAGCUUUAGUGGUAGUUGGAAACCAGAAAAAUCAAUAUUUGGUGGUUCUGGUUUGAGUGGAAAAACUAUGUUUUCUGGAGAUAAGAAGAGUCCCUUUAGCGCAACAUCAACUGUAAUUUCUGACAAAAGUCCUUUUCUAAUGAAAUCACAAUCAGAAACCAAGCAAAGUGAAACAAAGUCUGAAGAAAAACCUGCAACAUCAUUGAGUUUUCCAAAAAUAUCUCAUAAUCCUGGAUUGUUUAGUUUUGGUCAGACCCCCACAAGUACCACAAGUACAGUUUCUACUGGAUUCAGCUUUGGAGGAGGUAAGCCUUUCACAUUUGGACGACCAGCAGCAAAACCAACAGAGCCAGAGGAAAAAUCAGCUGAAAAUGAAAACAAAGAGGAUGAAGACGAUGAACCACCAAAACCAGAUUUCAAACCAGUCACAGAAGAAGGAUCAAUUUAUGAACAGAAGUGUAAAGUCUUUGUAAAAAAGGAUACCAUUUACAGUGACCGAGGAGUGGGUACUUUAUUUUUAAAACCAGCUCCUAAUGAAAAAAUGCAGUUGAUCGUGCGUGCUAUAAACUGUUUAGGAAAUCUGUUACUGAAUACAUUGCUAAGCGAGAGCAUACCGAUAAAACGCCUGAAUAAGACAAACAUAAUGUUGGUGUGUGUGCCUUUGCCAAACACGGAUACACAGCCCGUUCCAACUCUACUUAGGGUCAAAACAUCUGAAGAGGCCGACGCUCUAUUCGAGGCUCUUGAGAAGCACAAAAAAUAAUGAUUUUGCCAAUUUUUGGGGCUUACUUAAUACAUUAUUUAGUUCAUGGGAAGAAUGUCCGUUUUCGUGAUGUUUCAAUAUUUUACGACACUGGUGGAUUUGUUUCAAGCAUUUUUUUCCGUAGCUGUUUAAGGUAUAGCUAUUAUUAAUAUUUCAGCUAAAUAUUGAUAAUAAUCUUGUGUUCGCGUAACUUCCUAUAAAAUAAAGAAAGCUUUCAAAUUGAAAAUAAUUGUGAUAAUUUAAAAAAUUCUGUUAAUUGUAGCAAUUACAAACGGAACUGUUUAUUAGUACACUAUUUUAUAAUAAAAAAUAAUUUUCAUUUUAGAAUAUUUUACGUUUUCAAUUUUAACUCAAUUCUUUUCAAUAGUAUGUAAUUUAUCAUUAUCUUGAAUUAAAUCCACUAGUGUCAGCGCCUUUGAAUUAUACUGCAAGAAUGAGAUAAUCCAAGAAAAGAAAUAGCAAGUUAACGUUUUGUGUAAAAAUGUAUCUGCUACGUACCUGAAAAAAGCCUGUAUAGUUGAUAAUACAACCAGUUAUGUAAAUUUAAGAUGAGAUAUUUGCAGAAAAGCAAAUUAGUUGAAUCGACGACUUUUUUCCGUUGAUUGACCUUUUCAUUAAAUGUUUUGUAGAUCUUUUUUAAAUGUUUUUUAAUUGUAGAUAAUUGUAAAAAAUUGAUAAAGUGCAAGCCGAAAUUUGUAGCAAGAAUUUCAGAAUAUUCAGGUAUGUAAGACGCAUUUUUGAUCAUGAAGCGUUUACAUGCACAGCGUGAGAAUACUUUGUCCAAAAAUUUCGAUUGCACAUUAAUGAAUUACCACUGAAAUAUUUGUGCAUUCACAUGUAUGACUCUGCAUAUUAUUUUAUACUGUGUUUGAAGACAGUUAUUUUUUUAUGCAACUCAAAUGUAAGAACUGAAUGUGGAAUAUAAUUUCCACUGCCAUUAGUAUACAAUUGCAAAUUUAAAAAAAAUAAUUUAGUAAACGAAAUAGAUAACUUGUACAUAAAUAAAUUGCUGCUAAACUGAAAAU
This is a messenger RNA of Phymastichus coffea, 2674 nucleotides long. It is a transcript of the gene Nup50, whose product is annotated as nuclear pore complex protein Nup50. NCBI's taxonomy places the organism in Eukaryota, Metazoa, Arthropoda, Insecta, Hymenoptera, Eulophidae. The transcript is spliced from 5 exons. Gene Ontology annotation, cellular component: nuclear pore. The coding region runs from base 150 to 1649 and encodes 499 amino acids. The record is from RefSeq and is a predicted model, not a curated record. Gene Ontology annotation, biological process: protein import into nucleus.